Messenger RNA from Silurus meridionalis, 2402 nucleotides. Its product is annotated as CARD- and ANK-containing Inflammasome Adaptor Protein. Bases 83 to 2341 code for a protein of 752 amino acids. Gene Ontology annotation, biological process: positive regulation of transcription by RNA polymerase II; regulation of apoptotic process. The transcript is spliced from 2 exons. Gene Ontology annotation, cellular component: nucleus. The record is from RefSeq and is a predicted model, not a curated record. Lineage: Eukaryota; Metazoa; Chordata; Actinopteri; Siluriformes; Siluridae. Gene Ontology annotation, molecular function: transcription cis-regulatory region binding; protein binding.
UGUUUAAACUUCUCGCAGGAAUUUGGGCACAGGAGACAUUUUUGAAGCUCUAACCAGUGAUUGAUGUCUUAGAGGAAGUGCCAUGGGUUCAACCAAGUUUACGAAUCCAUAUGCUAUUGAAGUAAUCCGGACUAGAAAGAAAGAGCUAGUUGGUGGCAUCUCCAACACGGAAGACUUGCUGGACCUUCUGGUCUUUAAUGGAGUUUUUCUACCUGAGAACAGAGUUCUUGUGUCCAGCAUUACAGCACAAGAGGAAAAGAACUCCAGAAUGCUCAACAUCCUGAUGUCACGAGGAGAACGGGCAUGCCGCAUUUUCUUCUACCCCUGUCUGAAGAGUGCUCAACCUGACCUCUACCAGAGCAUAAAAACCUACGUGGGACAGCUGAAUGAAAACAUUAAGGAUACACGGAGGCAGCUGAUUGGAUAUCUUCUAGAAAAAGAUCGGCAAGGGCCAAUGAAAAAAAUUCAGGACACCAAUAGGACCCAUAUAAAUGAAACAGUGGAGCAUAAAUCAAAAAAGACAGAGCUGCUUUUUUCCUCAGACAAGUUAAAGGAGACUCAUGCAACACCUGAAGACUCAUCAAAUGGCAUUCUCAAUGCAGUGUCUAUGGGUGACGUGCCACGAUUGCAGGAACUUCUAAAAGGCAUAAAUAUCAAUGACACAAAUGCAUUCUCUCAUGAUAUCCUACACCUGGCAGCCGAACAUGGUCAAGUGUCAGUUAUAAACCUUUUGCUUCGUCAAGGUGCUAAACUGGAUUUAAGGGAUCGAAUGGGUUGCACUGCUCUUCACAAAGCAUCAGAGAUGGGGCACACAUCAGCUGUAUUGGCUCUUAUAAGGGCUGGAGCUGACAUCUAUGCAACAGACCAAGCCUUAAAAACACCCCAACAUUUAGCAGCACAAAAUGGGCAUGAGAACACAGUCAGAACACUGGUGCUAGAGGAAAGAAGAAACUUCAAGAACCAGACAACAUUCCUACACAUGGCUGCAAUAGAUGAUGACUCUGUGUUCGCUGAAAUUUUACUGAGAAAUGAUGCCUCAGUAGACACCUGCGAUGGCCAGACGAAGACAGCAUUGUUCCAUGCUAUUAGCCGAGGAAAUGAAAAGACAGCUGCUGUGCUUCUUCAAGCUGGAGCUAAUGUGGAUUCUGGAGUUAUUGAAGCUGCGCUCGAGCUCAACAAGAAGCCUUUGCUUUCUCUUCUUUUGAGGAACAUUAAGACAACGAUGUCUCAAAAUGAAGUAAAAUCGAUUCUGUUUAAAGCAGUAAAGAGAAACUUGGACGAGAUUGUAGUGGCUCUAAUAGAAAGUGGAGCUGAUAUCAAUGUGUGUAAUGACAUGGGUUAUACACCACUGCUCCUAGCCAUUGAGCUGGGCAAUUGGGAGGUUUUUAAAGUGUUGGUCUCAAAUAAAGCCCAGAUAAAUACAAGACUACCCAAUCAAAUGUCUCCUAUUCAUCUGGCCAUCCAAAGUGGCAGUAAGCAAAUAACAGAGAUAUUACUGGAUAUGGGCAUAGACCCUAACAUAAUAGGCCCCAAGGAACAGAUGCCUCUUCAUCUUUGUGCCUUACACAACCACCCUGCACUAUUGGCCCUGUUACUCCACAAAGGAGCUCAGAUCAAUGCAGUGACUCAGGAUGGGUUCACUGCCCUCCAUCUUGCUUGCCAGAGUGGACACAAGGAGGCUGUCGCCCAGCUGUUGGAAGGAAAGGCAGAUCUCCAUGCACAGGACAGAACGGCUAGGACAGCACUACACUGGGCAGCUGCUCAAGGUGACAUAGGCAUCAUAAAACUGCUUCUAUUUUUUGGAUCUAAUCCUGACAUUGUUGAGAAAGAGAAAAAGACUCCAUUACACCUGGCAGCAAUGGCAGGACACACUCAGGCUGUCUCCACACUGGUUGCUGUAAAGGCAAAAGUUGCAGCCAAAGACAUGGACGGCUCUACGGCUCUGCAUUAUGCUGCCAGGAAUGGACACAUUCAUGUGGUUGCUGCUCUUCUGACUGCUGGUAAGAACAAAAAUGUGAAUGAGAGGAAUGUUUGGAGGAGGACACCUCUACAUUUCGCUGCGGAACAUGGGCAGGAGCAUGUGGUUGGCCUGCUGCUGGAAAGACAAGCCAAGAUCAAUGCCAUUGACAAUAACAAAGACACACCGUUACACUGGGCCUGUCGAACAGGGCAUCUGGGCACAGUGCAAAAGCUGGUGAACUGGAUUCAUGGGGAGAAGGUAAACCUCCAGGCUACUAACAACGUCAUGAAAACAGCCCUGCAGGUAGCAGAGGCUGAGGCCAGUCUGAACCACCAGAACAUUUGUCUGCUGCUGAAGAAGAAGAUGCUUCUCAUUAAAUAAAAAUGUUAGAAUUGUAUGAUGAAAGUAAUCAUGUGGAUUGGAAGCUUUUUUGUUUAAACUG